Cylas formicarius (sweet potato weevil) is the source of this 1177-nucleotide messenger RNA. RefSeq names its product larval cuticle protein A2B-like. Gene Ontology annotation, molecular function: structural constituent of chitin-based larval cuticle. Bases 228 to 764 code for a protein of 178 amino acids. The transcript is spliced from 4 exons. Lineage: Eukaryota; Metazoa; Arthropoda; Insecta; Coleoptera; Brentidae. The record is from RefSeq and is a predicted model, not a curated record. Gene Ontology annotation, cellular component: chitin-based extracellular matrix.
GACGAUCAAACACAUCUCGAGCUCGUUCGACGUCGACGACGUGAAUUUUGGCGUAACGCGCGAACUUUCACUUUCCGUCCAGAUAUUUUACCGAAAUCUUACGCGAGACGACCAAUCAGUUCCUAUCGAAUCGUAUACGAGGGGCUUAUCGCGCAAGUUACACGUGAAAAUAGAACAUUUGAAGAUUUUGUGGUCUUCGUCAACAUUCCAUCGACAACCGUAACACAAUGCUGAAAACAAUCGUGACGCUUGGCUUAACGCUGAUGCCGACGCUGAUUUCGUGCGACGUCGCAGAAGAUGAGCCUCCCAGGCCGUACGCGUUUGGGUACGCAGCCGGUCGAUUCCCGGGCCACAUCGACAGGACGCAUUCGGAGGUGUCCGACGGUUCCGGAAUCGUCCAAGGCUCUUACUCCUACGUAGACCCGCAGUAUAAAAUACGCAAAGUAGAUUACGUGGCCGAUAAAAACGGUUUCCACCCGGUCCUCAAUGACGCGCCUGCGCCUUUGCCGAGCGAUACGCCAGUGGUGGCGGCAGCCAAAACGAGACACCUGGUUCAAUACAAUCGGAUAGCGAACGCCAACCGCGUGGCCCCCGACGGUGUUAUAGUUCCGAUCGAAUCCCAAGCUGUCCACAACGCCAAAGUGAGACACCUGACGCUCUUCCAUAAAAUUGCCGAAGAACACGCGCGGAUUUCCGCGCAAAGGGAAGCUGAAAGAUUGGCCCACGAAGCCGCCCAUCCCAACUCGUUGGAACAAAAUGUUUAACACUUAGGGGGCUGUUAUACGACCGCCGUCCCUUUGCUGUUGUGUCUGUCGUUUAAGUACCGUUUACUAUGCGAUAGAGUUUAUUUUCACUUUUGAAUGUGCAAAAUGUUAAAAUAAGAUCAGGUACAUUUUUACAUCGUCGAAGAAAGAUAAAACAUAUAUAAAUACAUACAAAUAUAAAUAUAUAAAGUAUAAAAAGAUAUAUUACUCACAUACAGGGUGUCAACCGACAUGACUGUCAUAGUUUGUGAAUGUGUUGCCGGGGUGAACAGCAUUCUAACUGAGCUACAUGCAUUUGCAAUUUUAAAGACCAUUUAAAAGAAACCCGUUUAUUUUUUAGUUUAUUACUUUUUAUUUAUUGAUAUUUUAUUUAAUUGAAUUAAUUGUUCACAAUUUCCACCCAGUUGCUAUAU